Vicia faba (fava bean) is the source of this 549-nucleotide messenger RNA. Lineage: Eukaryota; Viridiplantae; Streptophyta; Magnoliopsida; Fabales; Fabaceae. The record is from the annotation of a GenBank genome assembly.
AUGACAACUGUAGCAGGUUUGAGAGAGUGCUAUGAGACAUUUGUGAGAGAGUUCAUAGUAAACAUUCCUAGAGAACGUGACAAUAUAAGCAACAAAGAGUACAUAAAAGUGUUUGUUAGAGGAAACUGUAUAGAAUUUUCACCUCAGAUAAUCAAUAGGUAUGUGGAAAGGAAUGUAAGUAAGCAGGUGGAAAUGGAGGUUAUUGAUAAUACUAUAUGCAUAAAAAUCUCAGCAGAAAGAGUGACGUAUUGGCCAAGGAAAAAGAAACUCUCAGUGAGUGAUCUAACUAUUAAGUAUGUUGUGUUGAAUAGAAUAGGAGUUGUCAACUGGGUUCCUAAAAAUGACACAUCCUUAAUAACUAUAAGAUUAGGAAAGUUCAUUUAUAUAGUUGGAACAAAAACCAAAGUUGAUUUUGGUAACUAUGUAUUUGAGCAGAUUGUCAAGCAUACACGUUCCUAUGGUGUGAAAAUGCCAAUUGCAUUUCCCACCAUCAUUUGUGGCAUAAUUAUGAACCAACAUCCUGGGAUCUUGAACAUUUUAGAUGAGUAA